This is a messenger RNA of Paramecium octaurelia, 7692 nucleotides long. NCBI's taxonomy places the organism in Eukaryota, Ciliophora, Oligohymenophorea, Peniculida, Parameciidae. The record is from the annotation of a GenBank genome assembly.
AUGAUGAAUUCAAAAGGCAUACAUAUCAAGUGCAAAUAAUUGAUUUACAAUUUAUAGCUCCAUUUCAAGAAUGGCGAAGUUAUAAAACUCGAUGGUUAUUCCACCUACUGCAAUCGCAUUGAUAGGAGCUCAUCGAUUAUAUCGAUUUUAAUAUUUGCACCCCUUCGAGUUGUUAGGAACAACAUAUUGUAUUACGGUUUAAGUAUUCUGUCUUUGAUUUUGUUGGCAUCCAUAUGGUCUAUGUAAUUAGAAUUAUGAUAUUGUAGAGAUUAUCCGCAAUAUGAAUUUUAUUUCAUUUUCUCAUUUUAACUGCUUGCCCAUGUCGGUGUAGAGCUGUAUAAUAAAUUCAAAAUUAAUGGGUUAGACAAAAAAUUAAACAAUCAAGAAAAUAAAAUACUGAAAUAAUGGGACGAAUGUAUUAGCAAUAAAGAAAUAUUAAAAAGAAUCAAGUAGAAGGCAGCCACAAAACAUAAAAUAGAUGAUGUAAAAGAAAGAGAUCGAAAAAUCUCUUUUAAAAAUUGUGACAAUUUGCAACGCCAACCAAGCCAAAGGAGUAGAUCAUCAGGAUGUAUCGUACUUGUUCUUAUUUAGUGCAAUCACAACUUUCUCGAUUAUCAUUGAAUCAAGGCAGAGCCAAGAGUCCAUCAAAUCAACACAUAGAUCGCCUCGAAAAGAUAGGCUCCAGAUUCUCAGCAAUGAGUCCCCUGAUCCUUCAAGAUAUGCAAAUAAAAAACCAAUCCAAAAUCAAAUUGGUAUAGGACCCAGCAAUCAGCAAUUUUAUGCAAUAAAUGCCAAGCAUGUUCGGCAAAAUCAAUUCAAAAAUCAAAAGACCCCAAGAAAACAAAGGUGCCAAAAACACUGACAAAAUGGAUCUGAUCAAAUCAAUCAACUCUUCAGAAAUCCAAAUUGGAGACGUAAUUAUUGUAGAAAGAAAUCAAAUUGCCUCUUGCGACAUCCUCGUUUUAUAUUGCAAUGACGAAAUUUAUACUGUCUAAAACCAACUCUGCGGCUACUCAGACAAGACUAUAAGAAAGCCAUUAAUUUUAAACAAAUGUAAUUCUUACUUUUGAUUGCUAGUUGAUUCACAUAAUUUAGUUCUAUUCAAAAAGUCCUUUACUGGAACGAUACAUUUAACUGAAACCUCAAACAGUAUGUAGGGGUACUUGUAAUUAAAAAAAGACCCAUAAUCCUACAUAGUGCAAGACGAUAAUUUCAUAUUCGCAUAAGAGAAAUUGCUCAAUACACCAUGGGUAAUUGGAGUGGUAGUUAAGGUUGGGUUAAAGUGUCGCUGUUAUAGGCACUUUCAAAUCAAACCUUAAGUGCCCAACUACCCUUAAGAUCUAUUGCUCACUCUUGUAUUUAUCUAAUUUGCACUCCUAAUUGUAAGAAUUAUAGUUUAAGAAUUUAGAUAAUGUACAUCAUAAUCUCCCAGAUCGACAACGUGAAUUAUAAUCUGGAUCUGAUGCAACUAAUUAUUGAAAGUCUUAUGCAUUUAACAUUUCUCCUUCCCAACAGUUUCGCCUUCUAUUAUUCCAUUGCCGCUCUCUAUCAAUAAUAAAUGAUCCAGAAAAUCAACCACUUGGAUAUCAAAUAAAUAAAGGACUUUCAUCCAGAGCAAUAUUACAAUAUAAAGAGAAUAUCCAUGAAUUUGGAUAGUCUUCUUGAUGGUAGUUUUGAGAUCAAAAAUCUCGUAUACAAGAAUCAAAUCUGCUACUGUAAAGAGUCGGAAUUGAUGCUUUAAGCUUUGGAGGUGGCUUCAUCCGUCAAUAGUCAAAAUCUAUUUAAGACUGCUUACUCAAAGGAGGACUCAAAGCCAGAAAUAUAGCUCUCCAAGAAUAUACAAAAUAAUACUUAUAAUGCUGGGAAAUAUUAGGAGGAUGAAAUAAUCAGUGUAGGUGAAGACGAGGAUGACAUCGGAGCAAAUAUGCCUCAAUCCAUUGAAUUUAGAUUAAUCAGCAAUUUUACUAACCUAACUCAAUAGGAUGUGAAUAUUGUGGUUCAACCACUGAAUGCCUCUGAGAGAAGCGAAUUCCAACCAAAAUCAACAAAUAGAAUUCACCAAUCCAUUCAUAUCAGGAGUCUUAGAUAAAUUGCUAUGAAGGAUAGUAGAAUAGAUAGAAAGUCAAUAAAUUUAAAUGAGAUGAUUAAAUCCAUCAACACCAACAAUGAAAAUCUGGCGUUGCUUCAACUAAGUUUGAAUCAAGUUUCUUAUACAAAGUUAAUAUCCACAGUGACAGGGGAGGAAAAGCUUAAGAAUACUCACGUUAAUAUUUUAGACGAGAAGUAAAUUUAAAUUGCAAAAUCCUUUGGGGUUGAAUUAGUUUGUGUAAACAAAGUUUAGUAAUUAAUUAAUUUAAUUUAGAAACACACUCUCGUACAUAAUUAAAUAGAAUCUGUAAUUGUAUUCUUUCAAGUUGAUUGAUAUGUAGAUGCAUCGUCAUCAUCAGAGAUUAUACAUGUUAUUUGAAUUGGACCCUGAAUACGAAAAACUACUGAAUGCUCCUUACAUCUUAUUCAUCAGGGAAUCCAACAAUAAAGUGCCAGAAAUGAUUGAUGAUUUGAAGACUGGAUUAAGAUCAUCACUCCCUAUUAUACCAAAUCAUGACAAUGAAUAAAUACACUAAAUCCAUUACUUCUAUUGCUUACUCAAUCAUUAAGAUGCCGAGGCCUAUGUUAGUUAAUAGGCAUCAACCCAGUAAAACACACUUGAGACAGAGGACAUCAUUUAUAAUUCAUUAGAUUCAUUAUAACUCAAUAUCGUUUUGGGAUUCAAAUAUAAUUUAAAACCAUAAGCCUCUGACUUUAUCAAGAAUGUUGAAAAAUCUUAAUAACAAUUAUUGUUAUAUACUGAAUAAUACUUUGCAUUUGCUAAUUCGAUACUUUCUUAAACUGAUAUACAACAUCAUAAUAAAUUCGUGUUUGAGUAAGACAAUGAGGAAGACCUUAGAGCUUAUUUUAAGAAAUCCUUACAAUAGUUUUCAUAGAUCUUUUAAGAGUAGUAACCUAUGUUUGGUUCAUAGAUGCAUUCUCUCAAGCAAUUAUCGAAUGUUAAUCCUUCAAUGCUCUCAAAUAAGAAAACCUCCGAAGAUUUUCAUAAUACUUCUUCUAUUGUUGUGAUUCUGAGCAGCUAGGCCUUCAAGAUUAUUGAGAAUAAUAGUUAUAUGAUCAAUCACCUUAAACUUCUACUUAGUUUCUCUAAGGUAACACUUCUAUAUGAUGCUAAUCCCUCGUCAUUAGAACAUCUUUAACAGUGCUUUGAUGGUCCUAAUAUGACUCUGAAUCUGAUAUUUGAGAAUCAAGGCUUGCUGAAGAGUUACUAGGGAUAUCAUCUUUAAGUUGCCUUGUUAUAAGAGUUUAGUUACUUCUAGCAAUUCAAAUAUGAUAACGUUAACAAGUAGACCUUCUUUAAAAAAAUGAUACAAUCAUUGAAAGUGAGACUAGUCUACGAAGGAUGUAAAUAUUAUAAUAUUAACAUUUAAGGUUUAUUUAAUGAAUUAUUAAUAUUCCACAAUUCAGAUGCGAUACUGUCAGGAUUUAAUGAAUUGAAUGAAUUUCUGUUCUAUUAUGUGCCCUUGUUGAAUGUGCUAUCGAAAUAUUAGAUUAGAGUUGCUUUUGAAAGAACUUUGUUCUUCUCUUGUUUUGCUGUAACAUUUUAUAUAGUGAAUGUUAUCCAAUUUAAUCAACCAUUCAAUAUCAUUCUGGAAUUCAUAUUUUACUCUUUCUUCUACACUUUGGUCAUCUACAUUUUAGCAACAAUUGAGUUCAUUACAAUUUACAAGAAUCACAAAACAGAUGUCCACCAAUUGAGGGUUAUAGAGAGUUACAUAAACAUGUCAAAGAAAUAACGCUAUUACUUCUACUUUGGAAUCAAAUGUAGAUGCUUUAUAUCUAUUAUUAGCCAUCCUCCAAGGACUCUUGACUUAAUUGAUAUUUUCCUAUCAAUAGAAACUCCAGACUGUCGAUGUAGUAAUAGUGUACACAUUUGUAUCAAUUACUGUAAAUGAUGCCAUUAAUACGAUGAUCAAUAUGGGACUAAUUGUGAUGUCGAGUAUCGCAUAUGUUUUAUGCUUUUCCUUUUACAUUUUGAUUCACUUUACAAUCAUGGCUCCCAACUCCUAAUUCACAUUUGAAAUAACAAAUCUCUUUGAAAUCCUAUUAACCAUAUUCAUGUUGCAAAUCUCUGAGUCAUGGUUGUAGUACUUCGCUAUGUUAUAGGUGCCUGACAUGGACGGGAGGUUUUAGAGAAUCUACAACUAGUUCAAUCUCUACAAAAGUGAAAGCUACUAUAGACAUCACUUCCUUCUAUUAUUACAAAGGGAAAUCAAUAGGGUAUUUGAAAAUUUCGAACAAGUCGAUCUGAACAUUUAAAAAUGUAUGAGUAUGUUCCAUUCGUAUCAUAGUAUUACUAAAUAGGAAGACCUUGCCAUAGUCGUUGGGAACAUGGCAAUCGCAGGUGUUUUAGAAGGCCUAAUCGAUUAUGAAAUGGAGAAAGAAAUCAACUAUUUAAGGCUUACAAUUAAUUUGUUUUCAUUGCUAGAUGCUAAUAAUAAUUUACUCUCAAUCAGGUGACACUUAUUAUUUCCUCAUAAUUUACAUCGUUUACCUCAUCAUUUAAGUGUUGUUGUUUUGGUUCUAAUUGAUAUAUAAAUUAAACUCUAGACAAUUGCAAUACUUGGAAGUCCUCAAGUUUAUGAUUUGUGGAGCUGCCACUCUCAUAACAAUAAUGGGCUUAUCGAUCACCAAUAUGAAUUCCAUAUAUCAUCCUUUUACUGAAUUGCUGGUGACCUUCUAAUUAUCAAGCAAAUUGCACCCCAUUUAUGACAAUCGAUUAUACCUGAUCCCCACUGUGGUCGUAUUGAUUGCCUAUUUCAUAAUGUAGCUAUUACAGAUAUACAAUUAGAUUAAUUGUUAAAAUAGAGAUAGCUCCCUACUUCAUAAUCAUUAAGAUUGUCCUGAUCCUGUUGUUCUCUGUCCAGCAGUACGUCAUUAAGAGUUAUGUAAGAAGUGUUUCAUUAUUUCAGUUCAUUUUGUUGGAGGAAGAUCAAGCCACCAAUUAGAUCAACUUUAUUGAAGAGAACAACAAAAUUCACGAUAUCUUGGGCAUACUCCUGCCCAAGUUUAUUAGACAUCGUCUGAAUGAGAGUAAGACUUCGUCAUUAACAUAUGUUAUAGCUGAUGAGUACAAUAUCCAUUAGAAUCAAGGGGAGGUGGCCAUUGUUUUUUGUGACAUAUGCAAUUUUGAUCAAGUAAUAAUGGAAGAAUAGGAGAACAUCGUACAAUUCUUAGAUGAUUUAUUCAGAACCUUCGACAAAUAUUGCGAAUUUUGCGGAGUUUAGAAAAUAGAAACUGUGGGUAAGACCUACAUGGCUUCAGCCGGUCUCAAGGCAUGCGAACAAGAGUUGGUCUACUUGUCUGAAAUUCAACCAGUUCAAAGAGCCUUGAAUCUGGCUGAAAUGAUGAUGAUUUAUAUUAGAUCCAAACUGUAAGUUUAUUCUAUAACCAUUAGAUGGGGUAUUAAUAGUCAGCCAUUGGUCGGUAAAAUCGGGAUACAUUAUGGAAGAGCAAUAUCUGGAGUAAUUGGAUUUCAUAAGCCUUAAUUUUCGUUGAUUGGAGACACUAUCAAUACCACAAGUAGAGUGUGUUCAACUGGAUAAGAAGAUAAAAUUACUUUAUCAGAGAAGGCCUUCGAAUAGUUAAAUAAUGAUAAGAUAGAGUUUGAGGUCCGAUAUGUCGAGAUGAAGGGUUUGGGUUUGAGACCGACAUAUGUGUAUCUCUAAAAACUAAAUAUCAAGAAUAGUAUUUCAAAAGGUGAUGUCAGUAAUAAUUCUAGCAAAUAAAAUACAAUUAAUAUCACAAACAGAGUGAAAAGUUAAUCCUUUUAAAGAAAUGGUCUGAAAAAAAGAACUGUUGCUCUAUAGGAUCACUUAACGUAACGUUCAAGACCUAUUUUGUAAUUUUAAUUAUCAUGGAAUUUCUAAUAAUAAUAGCAAUAAUAAUCACAAUUAUGGCAGAAUUCACAAUCAUUAACAGAUGAACAAAUCAAUGUUAAAGGAUUACAAAAGUAACUCUCAAAUUGUAAUUUAAAUCAAGUCACCAAUUUAAAUAUUGUGGAAAAUGAAAAUGAAGAUAAAAUUAGCUUGAUUCAAAAUGCCUCUAAAACAGGCCAAUUGCAAAACCUAGAGAAUAUGAUGUAACGUAAAUUACACUUUGAAAAGUAUCAACCAGAAGUAGAUCAUUAUAUUGAUUACGAUCAACUACUUGUAAUUAUUAUUAUAAUCAUUGUUUUAGAAUGUAAUUUUAUUGAAAAAUGAAACUGGAGUUGAAGAAACCACUAUUUUGGAGAGUUCUUUUAAGGAAUUACUCCAAAAAUCCUAUUAUUAAAAUCAGAACAAUUAUUUAGAGUAUCAUGAUUAUAUAUAUCAGCAAUCGUAGACUCUUACUAAUAAAAUAAUACAAAUAUAUUCCUUGUAUUAUUUGAUCAAAUAGUUUUGCUUGAUUGGGGAUUAUCAUGUGAUAUCAGUCCCCUUGAUUAUACUAUAGUGGAUAGGAUGUGCCCUAAAUUUAAUAUCUCUGAUGAUAUAUAGGAAGAAGGUUAUAUCUUAUUGGAUAAUGCUAAUCUAUUUGGAAUUGAGUUUUUAACUAAUUAUUGGAGGACUCUUUAUUAUCUUUGAUGUGAAUAGCUUCUUAAGUUACUUACAUAUUAUUGAGAUGAUUUUUAUACAAUCUUUCUUUAGUAAUAUUCAAUUACUCCACUUUUGGAUUAAAAUAUUAUUUUGCAUACUUAGUUUCAUAUUUGAAGCACUCAUUUUAAUCUUUGUUGAUGAAUACAGGAUUUCUCUAUUUUUCGUCUUUGCUGCAGUAAUCUACAAUAUCAAUUACUCCUACUUUUUGGAAGAACAGCAAGUGGCUUGUUUUAAUUAAAAAAAUAUAUUUUAGAGUCAACAAGCCAAAGAAUCGCAACUGUUAUAAUAUUUGCUUCCAAGACAUGUAAGUAUUUGAUAAAUUUAGAUUUUAUAAACAUUCUUUGAUGACAAUACUAGAGCUAGAUGUUUGAGUGACAAAAUUGAAGAUGUCACCAUAUUAUUCGCUGACAUCGCUGGAUUCACUGAAUACUCUAGUAAAGUGACUGCUGAGUAGGUGUUAUUGAUGCUGAAAAAUCUAUUUGUUGAAUUCGAUAGGAAGUGUUAUGAAUUAAAUGUUUACAAACUGUAUACCAUAGGGGAUUGCUAUGUUGCCAUUGGAAUGAUAGAUUUCAACGAUAGGAAUCCUACUGAAGAGGCCAAGAACAUUGUGGAUUUGGCAUUUGAAAUGAUUAGAAUAAUUGAAAUAGUUAGGAAAUAAAUAGAUUUUGAUGGGUUGGAUAUGAGGAUAGGCAUUCACACAGGCUGUGUUUUUGGAGGAGUGAUGGGGACUGACAUUGUGAGAUAUGACAUUUAUGGUCCAGAUGUCCUCAUUGCCAACAAAAUGGAAUCGAAUGGGAAAAAAGGCCAAGUGCAUGUGAGUGCUGCAACAAAAAAAUUGUUAUAGCAGGAUUACGAAGACAAGUACUCUUUCACUUUCCACACAAAAGUCACCUUGUCUUCAAUCAAUAGAAGUAUUGAAGGCUUCAUCAUAGAAAGUUUGAUUGAAGAUCAAUACCCCUCUGAUUAGAUCAUUGAUCAUUAGAUCGAACCGUUGCAUUCAGAACAUUGA